Molecule: messenger RNA, 3414 nt
Organism: Aspergillus campestris IBT 28561
Lineage: Eukaryota; Fungi; Ascomycota; Eurotiomycetes; Eurotiales; Aspergillaceae
Product: F-box domain protein
Exons: 2
Coding region: 318-3362 (1014 amino acids)
Molecular function (GO): protein binding
Source: RefSeq, a predicted model, not a curated record
CAAUCCUUUCACUAGAGCUUACAUUUUUAUCCACGUUUAAUCCCCGGGAUACGGACAUCCGUUACUAGAGAAUAAGAACCCGGACAACACCGAUUAACUAAAGAAGAAAGAGGAAAGAGGUAAAGAAAAAAAAAGAGGGCCAGGGGUCAUAGAGAAAAAAAAAGAAAAGAAAAGGAAAGGAAAGGAAAAAAAGAGAGCAAUCAUCCAGGUUGAUCUGGUUCUACUAUCAUCCUCUCCGUCAACAUAAUCGUGAAAGAAUGCCCCCCCUGUCCAAUUGAAACCUCGAGAUGCCCUCGGUUCCACGGAUGUGAACAUACAUGUGGCGACUGAUCAUGGAAAAGGAUGUGAGUCUGCCUGGCGCCGAACAAUUGAACGGUCAUGAGCAGCUGGUCCACGUCCUUCCCUUCCAACUACCAUCGCAACCUCACCGGCGCAUGUCGCUGGAAAAGACCCGGGAACGGACGGGAGGGCAGAUCGCCGCACUCUUCAACCGCUUGCCCCGGACGGUCAUUGAGCUCAUUCUCUACGUCGCCGAACCGAGCACGUUUGCAUCGCUGGCCCUGCUGAAUCGGAAAUGGAGGCGCAUUUCGGACUCGUAUAUCCUCUACGAUCACCAUCUCUCGCGGUGCCCCUCCUUCGCCCUCACCCAGAGAGCGUUUUCGAACUCCGAACACCCUAGCGACCUGGCCACUCUGAAGCACCGCUUUGCUACCGAAAUCCGACGGAACGGCUUCGCGGUAUAUUUUCGUCCCCGAAGGACCCUCAUCAAAUUGAUCUCCACCUCCUUGAGCUCCUCGACGGCGUUUCCGCAGGGCGAGGCGUUUCGAUUCGCGUUCUCACCGAAUGCGCAGUUGAUCCUCUGCAUCAGCUCGUCCCGGAUCGUAGUCCUCGACGUGACUCCAGAUCGUGCCGUCGUGAGGCACGAACUCAAGACGUGGAGACGCCCGUUGAAUGCCACGAUCUUGGAUGAUGGCUCUAUCCUGGCGGUCGUCUCGUCGACGCACCAGGUCAAUAUCUACGACCUCUCGACGGGUGACGCAAAACUCGUCCAGAACCUCGAGUUGAACGACGCUCCCCGGACCUUGACUCUCUCGCCCACCGGGGGUGUGUUGGCCGUGGCGUAUGACGAUCGGAUCGAGGUCUAUGCGAUCGGCCAAGAGACCCUCGUGACCGAACGAAGGGCGGUCCGCUGUGAGGGGGUGGACUCGAUCUCAUUCUCGUCCGAUGGAUUCAUGCUACUCGGUUCGUCUGUCGGUUCAAGAACUCACGGCCUGGUCACCAUCACCGUGCCCUUCUAUACCGAUGCCGACGUCGAGGCUUCCCCGCGAGACGCUCAGAUCCGAAUGUGGACCAGCCAGGUCCUCUUCCCGGACAUCACCAGGGGGUUUAGCCAUGCGUCGUUACUGCCACAGCAUGCUGAGGGGGAGAGCAGCUGGCUGCUCGGCUUUGACCGUGAGGUGGGGGCCUUCCGAGCUAUCGGAGCCAGCGAUGUCAAUUCGGGGACGGCGUAUUUCGGAAGCCCCUUAUCGUCAGGGGGUGCCCAGGAAUGCCAACCGUCCCUGCUGCCAACCGUUGAUGGUCAGGGAGAGCUCAUCGCGUUGGGAUUUGAGGAUUCGGGGCUGUGGGUGUUUGGCGUGCCGGCUCGUUUGGACAUAGCCCCCUCAGCCACCUCCGCGGGGGCUAUACACGCGGCCCAGAGAAACGGUCACAACCGUGCCCUCGAGGAGCCGUCGUUAACCGCCCCAAAUAACCUGCCACGCUUGCGGGAGUCGAUUACCCGUCCCAAAUGGCUGAUCGAUGGCCACCAAAUGAGCGACAUGCCGGGCAUUACUGCUGCCAGCUGGGUCCGACGGACCACGAAGCCUCCAGAUCAUCGUCGAUUGGUAGCCGUGGCCCCGGGUGGCAUCCGGCCUCCAACGCUGGGCGAGGAAGAUGUUCCAGUCGAUGGUGGCCGGGUGCUGCUAUUGGAUUUCGACCGAUCCCCACAGAAUGGACCAACCGUCGAAAUCAACAUCGAAGUUGGCGACGCUGAACCGAAGAUGCUCGGGGAACCUAACCCCAGCCUGGAUACCGAGGUUGAGCUAGAAAGACGGAGGACGCAUCUACGCCGCGGCGGCCCACCCCAGCGGGCCAAUGCCCCUGCACGAGAAUCGUACCCGGCUUCCUUAUCUACACCCCAGCUGUCCCCCGACCUGGUUUCUCGGGACCUUUCCCUUUUUUCUACCAUGCCCAUUGGGUCGGGCGAGGGAGAUAUGUCCUCCUUCCCUGACAGCCCCUAUAAUAACACCCAACCGAGGUCGGGGGACACCCUCCGCCGAGCGGCUACUGCUGCAGCCGCCAGUCGUGGGCGCUAUAACCCCCAGCAGCGUCAAGAGGCCCGCCGCGUGCACGACCACACGCCAGUCCAUCCGCUAUUUCAGGUCCCUCAUGAAAGUGAUGCGGACAACUGGGUGCCUCCCCCGCCCCCCUACUCCCGCGAGCCGGAUGGGCCACUUCCCGACUAUCUACGGCGAACCCUGCAGCCCUCAAGGACAGAGCCUCUCAGGAGGGUCAGCCAGGCGCCGGGUCUGUUUCGCCGAUCCCACACCACGCGAUUAGAAGAUGUAUCCGAGCGUUCGUCGCGGGGCUCACUGCACCGACUCAAUACCAUCAGCGUUUCCAGCUUGGCCUCUCGCAGGAGAAGGAACACGGUAGACUCCGACACCGACGUCCCAAACCGAAGACCUCCCAGUUCCAUCCGAAGGAGGGCGAGUUCCACUACCCAGCAUGUGCAAAUACAUGAGGAACCAGCGGUUCCCCCCCUCCCCGAGCACAUCCCUACCGUUUUUCUAGCUACACCACAGGCGAACCACGCCUCAUCUCCAGCUCCAGCUCCAGCCCCCCAGCCAGACAACUCCCCAGGUCUAUGGUCAACUGCAGCACCCAGUUGGAUAUCCGCCGCGCGACGCGCCUCCCAGCGCUUCAACCCCAUCCGCCAAUCCCCCGAAGACGGAAUCCGCCGCGGGUCCGCUCCAGGCCGACAACCCCCCGCCAACGACCUAACCAACUACCCCUACUUCCGCUCCUCGCCCAACCUCCAGGUCCAAAACCCGCAAUACGUCCAGCCCCAGCGCUGGUACCCGCAAUACCGCAGCGGGUUCCAACGUCCGGCAGACCGGCGCUCCCAGUCUCACGAUAUCACGCAACUGUCAUCCCCCAUGGGGCCGGCCAUCCAGCCCCUCAGCCGGCGCGUCUCCACGGAGCCUACUUUCUCCCGAAGCUCCUUAGCAUCGCACGACAUCUGGAGACGGCGCAUCGAGGACUGGAACGAGCAGACUAUCAGCGAGCGUAGCAAGAAACGAAGCAAGUGUGUAGUCAUGUGAUGCGAUGUCCUAUCUUUCGAUACCUGGCUGGACCUGAUACCACAUCUUUAUU